This is a messenger RNA of Leishmania mexicana MHOM/GT/2001/U1103, 2229 nucleotides long. RefSeq lists its product as hypothetical. Bases 1 to 2229 code for a protein of 742 amino acids. Lineage: Eukaryota; Euglenozoa; Kinetoplastea; Trypanosomatida; Trypanosomatidae. The transcript has a single exon. The record is from RefSeq and is a predicted model, not a curated record.
AUGCAGAUUGAGGUGAAGCUCUCGCUGGAAGAUGCGGAAGGCUACCAGCGCACCCUCAAUACCCUCGCCAACCACCACCUCAAGGAUGAGUGCUAUUACGACUUAUUUUUUGACUUUCCGUAUCCCGCGCUGCAGGAGCGGAGUAGUGUGCUCCGACUGCGCGUGCCGUGCGAUCCGGCGUCCGUCUACACCCGCUCCGCGGCAUCGGCGCCGAGCGCGAGUGCAGGCGGCAACGAUAACUACGACCCAGAGGCGGAGUACGAGGCGUUGCUGCGUGCAUGCCGCGGCGAGGCACCGCCGGGUAUCGGUGCUGCGACUGGUAGUAGCGCCUCCAGCUGUAUGCAUGCGGCGGGAGCGCUACCGAACGCCGGAGGCGGCGGCGGAUCUGAUCACGGACUCCCGCUCCCCAUCUUCAUCCCUGGCGCUGUCGGCAAGCUUAUACUUAAGCAGAAAAAUAUGGUGGAACACGGUCACCAAAUGAGCUUUGUGGUCGAGGACGCGCAGGUGCCGACGGCGGUGGUGGAGGCCCUCGUGCGUCUUGUCCCCGAAUCCCUCUUCACCACCGGCGUUGUCCCUGCCUCGGCGGCGACGGACGGCAGCGCGAGCAAUGUCUUUGCCGUCUUGUCGGCAUACGCACAGCAGCGUCCGUACAGGGACGACGGCGCAGGCGAGUCCGCGAUUGUGCGCAUCCUGUCCCAGCUGAGUGCCAUUGCCCGCGUCUACGCGCCGUCCAGUGACGCUGGUGCGUCCGCCGCGGAUCCUGACAGCUCUGACGCGCACUUCACGCAGGUUCGCUUUGCGGCAAUGGGGACGCACACGGCGUACACGCAGCAGCAACUCGCGACGUCCCAGCGGUCUCUGAGCAAGGAGGGCGGAAAGCUGGAAGAUGGGGGAGGUGCUGGCGCCGUUGCGGUGGUGCCGCAGCUGGAGGCAGUUGCUGGGUUCAUGACCCUGCGAAAGGUGUUUGCGUACGCCCCACUGAUUGCCCUGCAGCAGGGCCUCGUUACGCUGCUCGAGCUCACGGAGAGUGAGCGGGAGUUCAGAGAGGGACUGCGAGUGCGGGUCGACGCGAGUUACCUUCUUCCAGGGCUUACCAUUUACGAGCUUGAGGUGCCAAAGUGCGGUGUCGCCGUCGAUGACGUGGCGACGGAAGUGAGUAACUUCCUCCGCCAACUUGCGGUGUCGUUCCACAUGGGUAGUGAAAGCAAGUUUGCGAGGUACGCGCAGUAUCUUGCGGCAACCCGCGAAGCGGAGCAGGACGCGAACGACGUGAAGCUUCGACUAACAAACGUGAACGGGUACGAGGAGGUGCGACGCAACCUGCAGCAGCUGCUUCUGCCGACAUCCUCCGCUACUGCGCAGAGCUCGCAGGACCGGCGACACCUCUCAAACACCGAGGUGAACCCCGUGGAAGGCGAGGAUGCCAGGGGCGACGACACGUGGUGGCACACGAACCCGAACGGCUACCUGGAGGAAACGAACGAGGACUUCUUCUUCGACAGUCCAGAGCAGACGCUGCGGCGCGGAAAGAGCUUUCUGCGACUGCGCAAGCGGCUGCACUCGAACAAGUACCUUCUCGCUCUCAAGGCCCACCAGGUGUUCAGCGGUGGUCAGCAGAAUUCGCUGUCGAGCAAGGUCGAUGUGUCGGAGGUGGUGGCUCGCGCUCUCAUUGACAACCCCACGCAGUUUCUGCACGAGUACGCGGAGCACUUUGCGGUGGUGAAGACGGUGUGGAAGGAGUUCGGGGUGCGAGAGCUGUGCCGCACCGCCACCUUCACGACGGAGCGCCUGACAGUGCUGUGGUGGGCUGCUCAGGUGCAGCAGUCGACGCUGCAGCGAAGCUGGCCUGCUGGGGCAGCGUCGGCUAUCGCACAGCAGAGCCAGCCCAUCUACACCUCCACCUCUUACUAUCUUUCCCAGCAACAGCAGCGGGGCUACGGAGUGGCAAACAAGCUGCCACCCGUUCCGCCGUUGAUCAUCCAUUUGGACAGGACGCUCUACAAACUGCCAGCCGACGCGCAGGCGCCGCGCAUCCCGUUCACCCAGUGCCGCUCAUGGAGCGACCGCCAGUGCGAGACGUACGAAAUAGAGGUGACGAACAUCGUCGCCCCGACGGAGCCGAAGGACGUGGUGGCCGAGCUGACGACGGUGCUCAAUGGGUUAGGGGUGGAGUGGACCGUUGGGGUGCGCAGCAAACUGGAGCAAUAUUUCUCCUUGAUGGACAUGUAA